Aspergillus ruber CBS 135680 is the source of this 960-nucleotide messenger RNA. RefSeq lists its product as uncharacterized. Gene Ontology annotation, biological process: regulation of DNA-templated transcription. The transcript has a single exon. Gene Ontology annotation, molecular function: DNA-binding transcription factor activity. The record is from RefSeq and is a predicted model, not a curated record. Lineage: Eukaryota; Fungi; Ascomycota; Eurotiomycetes; Eurotiales; Aspergillaceae. Bases 1 to 960 code for a protein of 319 amino acids.
AUGACCACACCCAUCUCGAGCAGCUACCCCGGGAAGCUAAGCACUCAUAACUCUCCUCUGGCACAUGAGUCCCGGUCCGGUGUGUACAGCACACCUGGAUCCCCGUUGACCUUGGACCCUCCGAUGAUGUCUUCUGGCCCGGCGCCCACAUCGACCUCUGUCCACUCCACGCCAACCUUCCACAGCCGGCGGAUCAGUGCGGGCCCAACUCCCAACCCAAGCCCGCAAGAAACAACCGCUAGCACUCCUCAGUCUGUCUACAGCCACUUUGGACGGUCGUCUCCUUCCUUGUCUGGGCCAUCGCAGGUGCCGCCUAUGGUGCAUCCUUCGCCCUACGGAACACCUGACUCUGCCAGCCGCCUCCCACCUGCGAUGGGAGACCACCGUUACCCUACGGAACCCCCGAUGCAGACGGACCAGAACGGCACACUGAUCCCGUGCGUCCUGGACCUCAAGUCCGGUUCCUCGAGCCAGGCAGAGAAGCGCAAGGCCAACAGCGAUGCAUCGCGCCGGUUCCGUAACCGCAAGCGAAAUGAGCUGCAGAUGGAGCAGAAGAUUACUGCCCAACAGGAGGAAAUGCGGAAACAGACCGACCUCCUGCAUCGGCAAACUCAAGAAAUUCGCGCUCUAGCGCAGGAACGCGAGUACUACCGCUCCGAGCGGGACUUCUACCGGGAACAACUCGGUCGGGUACUCCCUCCCAGCCAGCUUCCUGCACGCCCAGCCUCACCUCGGGCACUGUCGUCUGUCAUGGAGAAGCCCGUAGACCGCGGCAACGAGUCGGUGUGGCAGCAGAGCGCAGCACCCGCGACAAGCCUUCCGGCCCCCAUACCUGCCACGAGGGCGCCAGGCGCAUGGACGACGGCGCCGUCCGCAUACUCUACCGCCCCAACCGCGAACACCGUGGAGGAGCCUGCCCGGUCGUUGCCUCAGAUCUCUGCGACCUGGGCACGGUCCUAA